Molecule: messenger RNA, 2130 nt
Organism: Cladophialophora immunda
Lineage: Eukaryota; Fungi; Ascomycota; Eurotiomycetes; Chaetothyriales; Herpotrichiellaceae
Exons: 2
Coding region: 1-1881 (626 amino acids)
Biological process (GO): L-valine biosynthetic process
Cellular component (GO): acetolactate synthase complex; mitochondrion
Molecular function (GO): thiamine pyrophosphate binding; magnesium ion binding; acetolactate synthase activity
Source: RefSeq, a predicted model, not a curated record
AUGGCCGACCAGCAGUUGAAAUGGAAGAUCCCGGAGAAGCGAGACUUCCUCGGUGGUGACCUGGUGGCGCAGAGCCUGGCGCAGCUGGGCGUCGAGGUCUCGUUUGGUCUGCACGGCGGCCAUCUCGACGCCUUCUUGAUCGGCUGUCAACUGGCCGGCAUCAGACUCAUCGACAGCCGGCACGAGACCACCGCCGUCCAGGCGGCCGAGGGAUAUGCCAAACUCUCGGGCAAAGUGGGAUGCUGCUUCGUGACUGCCAACAGCGGGUUCGCCAACUCUCUCCCAGGUCUCGCCACCGCGUUUGCGGACCGCUCGCCCAUCUUCAUGGUGACAUCGUCGCCGCCGCUGCGCGAGGCCGAGACGAACUCCCUGCAGGGGUUCCACGACCAGGUGGUCCUGGCCAAGCCGCUGACCAAGUUCGCGCACCGGGUGACGACGGUGGAGGAGAUCCCGCGCAUCGUCAGCUACGCGUUCAAGACGGCCAUGUCGGGCAUUCCAGGCCCCGUGGUGGUCGACUUCCCCAUCGACAUCCUGUUCCACCCGCCGCGCAUGAACGCGCUGUCCUACGGCUCGGUCAUGCGCCCGACGGCGGUGUCGCCAGCCCCGGACCCGGCCGCGGUCGACGAGCUGCUCGCGCUCUGGAAGGCGGCCAGCCGGCCAGCCAUCGUGGUGGGCACGGGCGCCGCGCGCACCACGGACCGCAACGCCCCCAAGACCAGCCCCCUGCUGCGGCUGGCCGAGGCGACCAACACGCCCGUCUUCUACUCGCAGAAGUACAGCCCUGCGAUCCCCUUCGACCACCCGCUCCGGGGCGGCAACUCGGGUGCGCUGGCCCGGGUGCGCUUCGCCCAGGGCCAGCAGGCCGACUUUGUGCUGCUGCUGGGCGCGCGCACGGGGUUCCUGCUGGGCGGGCGGUCGGGCGCCAUCGUGCCCAACUCGGGCUGCAAGCUGGUCCAGGUCGACCUGGACGGCGGCGAGAUCGGCAGGUCGCACGCGGUGGACCUGGGGAUCGUGGCGGACGCGACCAAGUUCAUCGCCGCGGUGCUGGACAAGGUGCAGCACGACAGCGGCAGCGGCAGCAACCCGCUGGGCCAGAACAAGCACGAGGCCUGGCUCGAGGCGAUCCACGCCGUCAAGACCAUGAAGACGCAGUACGCCGCGGACGCGGUCGUGCGGCCCGACGGGCGCCUGCACCCGUACUUCGCGAUGCAGGCCAUCAUGGAGUCGCUGCCGGCGGACGCCAUCGUCAUCAUGGACGGCGGCGAGGCCGGCGUGUGGGCGAUGGAGCACCUGGAGCGCGCGCGCCCGGCCACCGCGCUGGUGGCGACGGGCUACCUGGGCUUCCUGGGCAACGGCUGGGGGUACUCGAUGGGCGCGGCGCUGGCAUGCCCGGACCGGCUGGUGGUCAACCUGCACGGCGACGGCAGCGCGGGCUUCCACAUCCAGGAGCUGGACACGUACGCGCGCCACCACCUCCGCAUCGUCACCGUCGUCUUCAACAACUUCUUCUGGGGCAUGUCCGUCGCGGGCCAGGACCUGCUGUACGCCGACGCCGACCCCACGCGCGCCGUCUCCAGCCUGUCCCCCAGCUGCCGCUACGACCUCGUCGCCCAGGGCUUCAACUGCCAGGGCGCCAUCGCGCAGGCGUCGCUCGACGAGGUCCGCGCCGGCGUCCGCGCCCUCACCGCCCAGGACCGGCCCGGCCUGCUCAACUGCAUCGUCUCGCGCGACCCCGUCACCGAGGUCACCAAGAGCAUGGUCGGCAAGACCGACGACAAGAACUGGAUCGUCGUCCCCUACUACGACAACGUGCCCAGGCCGUACUACCGCGAGCAGGGUAGUGACGACAAGAACGGCAAUGGCGUUGCCAACGGGCAUUGAGAGCGCGAGAGGCAGCAGAAAAAGGACAAGGCAAAAACAGAGAAUCCACCAAAAAUCGGAAAGCCGUAAUGACGAAACCUGUGGAGGGGGUGUGACUGACUUGCUUAUACAUACCAAGUCUUGUCGGAAAUAGAGGCUGCAGGUUGAGGACGAAUCAUGCGGACGAGGCUGAGCAUGCAAGGGGGCUUUGGAGGAGAGAUGAGGCUUUUGUUUGGAUUCAAGUACUCCCUAUAUCCCUCGCUAUGCGAC